Molecule: messenger RNA, 825 nt
Organism: Aureococcus anophagefferens
Lineage: Eukaryota; Pelagophyceae; Pelagomonadales; Pelagomonadaceae
Gene: GTF
Exons: 1
Coding region: 1-825 (274 amino acids)
Biological process (GO): DNA-templated transcription initiation
Molecular function (GO): DNA binding; RNA polymerase II general transcription initiation factor activity
Source: RefSeq, a predicted model, not a curated record
AUGGCCGACGCCCACCUCGAGACGGCGGAGGAGACGGAGCUCAUCGCCCGCGCGACGGCCCCGACGUCGACGGCGGAGUACAACGCGGCGAACGACUUCGGCGACGACGACGCGCCCUGGAGCCACCCCAGCGGCGCGACCAUCGACGUGCAGAACGUCGUCGCCACGGUGAACCUGCGCAUCUCCAUCGACCUGCGCACGCUGGCCCUCAACGCGCGGAACGCGGAAUACAAUCCCAAGAAGUUCGCGGCCGUCAUCAUGCGCGUCCGCGAGCCGCGGUGCACGGCCUUGGUGUUCUCGACGGGCAAGAUGGUCAUCACGGGCGCCAAGUCCGAGGACGCCGCCCGCCGCGGCGCGCGCAAGUUCGCGGCCAUCAUCCGCAAGAUCGGCUUCCAGCCCAAGUUCGGCGAGUUCAAGGUGCAGAACAUGGUCGCGACGAGCGACGCGGGCUUCCCCAUCCGCCUCGAGGCGUUGGUUUAUGCCCACGCCAAGUUCUCGUCCUACGAGCCCGAGCUCUUCCCCGGUUUGAUUUACCGGCUGGUCAUCCCCAAGACGGUAUUGCUGCUCUUCGUCUCCGGCCGCAUGGUGCUGACCGGCGGCAAGUCGCUGGGCCACCUCCGCACGGCCUUCGAGAAGAUGUACCCCGUGCUCACGGAGUUCAAGAAGGAGUCCCUGCCCUACGAGGUCCGGUCGCCCGCCGCGGCGCCGCUCCGCGCCAUCGAGGCCGAGCCGCAGCCCGCGCUCGAGCUCCCCAUGGACGCCGCCGAGGCCGCGCUCCGAGAGCAGGAGCACGCGCCGCCCAUGCCCCAGGAGCAUAUCUCCUAA